Molecule: messenger RNA, 1137 nt
Organism: Thamnophis elegans (Western terrestrial garter snake)
Lineage: Eukaryota; Metazoa; Chordata; Lepidosauria; Squamata; Natricidae
Gene: TMPPE
Product: transmembrane protein with metallophosphoesterase domain
Molecular function (GO): hydrolase activity
Source: RefSeq, a predicted model, not a curated record
AUGAUCUUCAACCAGCUUCCAUUUGAAGCAAAGGUUGCUGCUGCUGCUGGAGCUAUCUUUUUCUCCAUGUUAAUAUCACAAAUAUAUCUGACUGAAAAUAUUGAGGUGACAAGAUUGAGAUGGCUACUGAAGUUGCAGAUGGUGUUCUUUAUUAAUGUCUUAAUAGUCAUAGGAGCCCGUCACAAAUGAAGAAAUAUAGUGAUUGUGUUCUACAACUUUCUCCUUCGUUUUAUGAAAAACACUAUUGUUCAUGUCGUCAUUUUGCCAUACUCAAGUUUUUUCACACCAUCAUUUCUUAUUGCAAAAGAGCCUUAUUUUUCCCCCUUAACAGCAUUUAUUUAUCUUGGAAGCUACAUCAUUCUUAUUUUCUUUCUCUUCAUUGUUGGUUCUUUUAAAUAGCUUUUUAAGCUCAUGAGUCAAAGAAAUGCAAAAUUAGGUAGUAUCAGUAAAAUUGGUAAAUUGGGAAGGAAUCUAGCAGCUACUGUAGCUGUAGGAUUGACUGUUAUUGGACUCAUCAAUGCUCCCCAACCUUGUGCAAUAAAAUCAAUAGCAAUUACUAUUCAUAAAUUACCUUUGUCCAUGAAUAAUCUUAAAAGAACUUUGCUUUCUGAUAUUCCUUUGGGGCCAACCAUUGGAAAAACUAAUCUCCAGAUGAUUGUAAAAAUAGUUAAAACUUUAAAACCAAGUUUCACUGUGAUUGUUGGUGAUCAGACAGAUUCUGAGGUGAAAAGCCUUGUCCAUGAUAUGGAACUGCUUGGCCAUCUUGAUUCCCCAUUGGAGGCUUAUUUUGUCACAGGGAAUCAUGAAUGCUAUAUCUGGUUUGAAUGUCUAAAGUCACUCAAUAGUCACAAUGAGCAUGUGAAGAUCACGCCCUACAAAGACAGCAAUAUUAACUGGUUUUGUCUGGCUGGGGUUGAUGAUAUUGAAACAAAUGUGUUACAUAACAUCGACCAUGGAGUGAAUUAAAAAGUAUUAGAAGGCUGUAGUACCGACCAUGCCUAUCAGCUGCUUGCUGCAAAACAGGCUCUUCAAGAUAGUCAGAUAAGUUUGGUUUUGUCUGGGCACAAACACGGAGGAAAAAUAUUUCCUCUGCAUAUUGAUGUUUAUUAUUUAUCUGUUUUUUGUUCGUUUAUAUAA